AUGGAUAUUGACUUAGAGGGAAUUGAUACACAGCCAGUGAAAAAGCCAAUAUUUAAGAAAAAAAGGAUACUAGGUAGAGAUAAAAGGAUCAAGGCUGGCCAUGGGAGCCACGACACCUCUGAUAAUGAUACAGGAAACGACGAUGUGAGCGAUGAACAACUAGGGGCCGAACUUAAAGAUAAAUUAAAGCCCUUAUCCAACUGGAAAAGAGCAGGUGGGUUCAGGACGUUGAAAAAGUUGAAAGUGGACCAUUUUAGUUCUGAACCAAGGGCCAUCUCCAAUGACUCAGCUGCUGUAGUAAACGAUGAUAUGGAUCUGGAUUCGGGACUGCAUACAAUGGUGCUGGCACCACUGCUCUUGCUGCUGCAUAUAAGCCCGCUUCCCAUUGCUAACAGCAUUGAAGAGGAUCCGGGGACCCAAUUCAAUAUACAAGAGAGGGUUUUUGCUCCUCCUGCUGACAUAUACGAUCUUGAUCUACCUAUUGAUCAAGAGGACGAGGGCGGAGAAAGGGAGGGAACUGGCGUGGAGAACGCUAAUCUUGUCAUAAAACCGCUUCUGGAGCAAAUAGAAUUUCUUCAAGACCACAUUUUUGUUUUGAAAGACAAGCAGUCUGAUGCUGAAUCCAAGAUCAGCAAUUUGAGAAGCCGAAUUAUAGAAGUUAAAGCAAAGAAACUAGAAGUAUUGAAAGUGUUCCAGAGUUAG
This is a messenger RNA of Dujonia railenensis, 702 nucleotides long. NCBI's taxonomy places the organism in Eukaryota, Fungi, Ascomycota, Pichiomycetes, Serinales, Debaryomycetaceae. The record is from the annotation of a GenBank genome assembly.